GAUGUUUCCCUAGUUGCAAAAAUAAUUGGGUCAAGUUGUGGAUGAAUUCCAGACUGACAAACCACAAGAUUAAGUUACAAAUGAGUGUUGGUUUUUAUGGUGUACUGUAUCUUUAGUCUUCAGAUUGUAUAACCCAGGAUUAUGAGAGAGGAAAUUUGCAUUACAGCAUCAAACCUAUCCAACAAACUGACUGAUGUCCUGUACCUUUAUCAACAAUAUAGAAUCCUGUGUGACUGUUGUAUACAGUGCAGUGAUGGAGAAGUUUAUGCCCAUAAAAUCAUCCUGGCCAUGUGGGGAAUGUAUGGAUUCUACAUUGACACCAUCGACACAAUUCAGGCUUUAAAAUUCUCAACUGCAGAUGUUAAUAACUUUAUAAAGUUAAUUUAUUCCGGGAAUAGUUCAUUAAAUUUAGAUGCAACCUUAAGGGUUGCUGAGGUUGGAAAACUCAUCGGUAUUAAGUUUCAAUGUAUGUCAGAUUCCCCAACUCAAGAAGAAUCUUUAGAAUCAGCUUUGUCUGCUUUAAAAUCAUCACCUGAAUCAGGUGUUAAACUAAAUGAGAAAUACACCCUUUACAUUAAAUCCUUGCCUGAUUAUCAAAAUAAUUUUUCAACCACAAUAAAUGUUAGAUGUAGGGAACCAAUUAAGAAGAUGAUGCAUUCAAUGCCUUGUAACCAUGAUAACAGUACGGAAAGUAUUACAGACAAAGGGGAUAAAAACUUAGAGGAGUGUUUGCUCAGUCAGUCAUCAAAUGCCAGCUCCACCAUACUGACUGAUGAAAGCAAGUCAGCUGAAUCUCUUACCACUGACAACAAAGUUGAUUUUACAUCUGAAUAUGAAAAGACAACAAUCCAUAGGGCUUAUUCUGACAAACUGCCAGAGAUAGUAUCAAUAAUUCAAAUAAAAACUGAAAACCUUGAAUGGCCAGAGUCAGAAAACACAGAGGUAAAAACAGAACAGGUAGAUUCUGCCGUGGAAUCUAGGUCCUGGGGUUUAGAAGUAUUGAAAACUGCCGACAAUAAUUCAGUGAGAGAGUUGAGUGUAGAACGGAUGCAGGAAUCUCUCACAGAGAUCCAGGAUAACAUAUCUAAUAGGAAAAAAGAGAGUCAGUUAGACUUACCAGAAAAUACCAGUCAGAAUAAAAGGUUAAUAGAAUGUAGGCGAUGUCUCAAACAAGAUAGACCUCCUUUUAUGUAUGCUGAUACAGCAGAGGGGUUACAAGAGUUUAACAGGCAUGCUAUACAGUUACACCCCUUGGCUUAUAUUGAGAAUGUAAACUGUGAAAUUUGUGGAGCAUCUUACAAACACUGCCAGGCUGAUAGGUAUAUGGAACAUUUAGUCAAGACACAUGGUGUAGAAUAUGACUCAACUGUCUACCAAAAGAAAACAUGUGACAAUUGUGAAUACUGGACAUUGUGUCGUGCUAAAUACAAGACCCAUCAGAAAAAUGUGCAUUUGAGGAAACUUAGCAUCUGUGAUGUGUGUGGAGAGGCAUUCAAAGACAUCAAACAGCACAGAGAGACGCAUAAGGACCGACCCAGAAUACCGUGUGAAAUCUGCGGGAACACCUUUAUCAGUCUUACUUCUAUCAAGAAUCAUAUUGAAAGAGUGCAUGAAAAGAAAUACAAAUCAGUAGGAUUCUGCGCGUAUUGUAAUGAGAACUUCAUAGAGCGGUACAAAUAUUUCAAACAUAUGUUUACAGAGCACAACGAGAUUCCAAAAGGAAUGGAGAAGUAUCAGUGUUCCCAGUGCGACUUUGUGACUUACCAGAUGGGUCUGCUGAGAACUCAUGAGUUGAAACACAAGGAGCUUAAAGGAAUGGAAAUUGAACGAAACUACAAAUGUCAUGAGUGUGGAAAAGCAUUUGUUACCAAAGUUAAACGCAAUAACCACUUAAAGCUGCACCAUGUCGGGACCCCUAUGCUACAGUGUCACUAUGACGGAUGUAAUAAAGUGUUUAAGAGAAAACAAUUGUAUCAGAUCCAUAUCAGAGAUGUCCACCAGACUGGAAAGAUAUAUCAUUGUCAUGCUUGCCCUUACAAGUGUAAUCGGCAAGGAAAUCUAGUGAAACACAUUCGCAGCAUCCACAAAGAAGAGGUCUCUACUCGUGCUUCUCGACGAAAGGAGGCCAUGUUGUCAGGGAAAGGGUACCAUGAAGCUGUUGGUCAAACUCUGAGACAGGUUCAGGGCCCAAGAAAGAGCAGCGAGGGGGAAAGUUCUCUCUCAGAACAGAGACAUUGGACUCUUAUUAGAGAAGGAGUUAACUCUGAUCAGGAGGAAAGUUCAACCUCAUCAGGGGACAGUAGGGAAAAUGUUUAUCAUGAGGAGGGAGACAGCAGGGAGUCAGUUCACUCUGAGCAGGGGGAUUCACUUUGAGAAGGGGGACAGUUCUUUC
This is a messenger RNA of Saccostrea cuccullata (small rock oyster), 2392 nucleotides long. RefSeq names its product zinc finger protein 892-like. Bases 142 to 2373 code for a protein of 743 amino acids. Gene Ontology annotation, molecular function: protein binding; DNA-binding transcription factor activity, RNA polymerase II-specific. Gene Ontology annotation, cellular component: nucleus. Gene Ontology annotation, biological process: regulation of transcription by RNA polymerase II. The record is from RefSeq and is a predicted model, not a curated record. NCBI's taxonomy places the organism in Eukaryota, Metazoa, Mollusca, Bivalvia, Ostreida, Ostreidae. The transcript is spliced from 8 exons.